Aplysia californica (California sea hare) is the source of this 1368-nucleotide messenger RNA. RefSeq names its product degenerin del-1-like. Gene Ontology annotation, molecular function: ligand-gated sodium channel activity. Gene Ontology annotation, cellular component: membrane. Bases 1 to 1368 code for a protein of 455 amino acids. NCBI's taxonomy places the organism in Eukaryota, Metazoa, Mollusca, Gastropoda, Aplysiida, Aplysiidae. Gene Ontology annotation, biological process: sodium ion transmembrane transport. The transcript has 5 exons. The record is from RefSeq and is a predicted model, not a curated record.
AUGGGACUUUUCCAAGAGUUCAGCGAGUCCACCAGCAUGCAUGGCCUUCAGCGUGCCGUGUCCAGUGAGAGCAAAUGGAAGCGCCCCUUGUGGGCAGCGCUAGUCCUGACAGGGGCGUGUCUAGCUACAUUCAACCUUAGCCAGACGCUAAAGGACUUUCUCCACAACCCAACGACCACGCAGACCAAGGUAUACUACAAUCCAAAGAUGGAGUUCCCAGUGGUCACAUUAUGUAACCUCAACCCUUUUCCUGUAACGAACUUAGUAGCUGAAAUGGAUUUCAUGACCAUGUCGAACUUCUGGGAGGCUAAUAACUUCAAACUGGAAGACGUGAUGGAAAGCAUAGUACAAUUUCAGAAGUCGCAAAACGUUCCCAUCACUUUCAAGCUGGGUGAUUUAGUCACGGACUGUCAAUUUGAUAUGGUACCCUGCAGAGCUGACGAUUUUCUGACAGUUUUCAACUAUAAGUAUGGCGAUUGUUUUGUCUUCAAUAAACAAAUUAAAGAAGACUCCAAUCAAGAGUACAUGCACAGCUCGGAAGCUGCAGGCUUCAAAGUCGUCGUUCACUCUCAAGACACCAUCGCCUUUCCCGAGAACCAGGGCUUCAUGGUGAUGCCAGGAGCCAGCACCAGCGUAGGCCUCAAGAGGACGGAGAUGAGCAGGGCCCCGCCCCCGUACAGCACAUGCAUAGAGCUGGAAGAUGAGUACAACAUCGACUUAAACGUAUUCUCAUUUACUGACGGGACCCGCUACACUGGAGAGGCCUGUCGCAAAACGUGCUACAUACGAGAGGUGGUCAGCCAAUGUGGUUGCUGUGACCUAUAUUUUGUAUGUCCGCCAGAGGUCUACAACGUCUAUGUGGUCAACGAGACUAUUCCAUACUGCAAUGCCACAAACAUCGAUGACUUUUUCUGUAAGAAGCGUGUCCUCGAAGCGUUUGAAAAAGGAGAGCUGGACUGCCUGAGCCGUUGUUUGCCUCCUUGUGACGAGGUCGUCUAUGACGUGGCUCUUUCUACAGCUCUCUGGCCCAGCGAUUCCUCGAUCUAUUUUGAUAUGGAGUCAAAUGACGGAAGUGACAUCGCGAUAUCAGAAUUCGAAGAGUUUAAGUCUCACGCUAGGGACAAUUUUCUCCGCGUUGCUAUCUUCUACGAGGAUCUGACAGUGCAGCGUGUGGAAUCUCGGCCGUCCUACGACUGGAACCGACUCCUCUCAGACAUUGGCGGUCAGCUGGGGCUCUGGCUGGGCUUCUCUAUCCUGACGGCUGCGGAGUGGCUGGAACUGGCCUAUGACGCCGGGAUCAGGGCGGCCACCCGGAAGGCCCAGGGCGCUCACACUACCAAGGUGCACGUGCAGGAAGAGGGGAAAUGA